AUGGAGCAUCGAAACACUUUUAAGCUCAACAAGGUGGUUCCGUGGCCAAGAUCUACCAUGAGAUCGUUCACGGCGGACAGCAACUCGUCCUACGUCAAGGAUAUUCACGAGCAGAUUGACGUACGCGCCGACUCUCUGUGUGCAAUCGGAAAGACGACAAUCAGGCAUCGAAUCGCCAAGCGUGUUGAGACUUCCACACGUCUGUCCAGCGAGCUACUCAAAGGCGACGACUUCUAG
Phytophthora nicotianae INRA-310 is the source of this 237-nucleotide messenger RNA. RefSeq lists its product as hypothetical. Bases 1 to 237 code for a protein of 78 amino acids. The record is from RefSeq and is a predicted model, not a curated record. NCBI's taxonomy places the organism in Eukaryota, Oomycota, Peronosporomycetes, Peronosporales, Peronosporaceae. The transcript is spliced from 4 exons.